AUGAAGUUUGGGCUUGGCAUUUUAGUUUUAUACUUGACGGUUUAUACGGCUAAGUCAUUAUCAGCCGAUGUCAAUAAUCGUAACAAUUAUAAUGAAAGUAGCGAUGUAAUGGAACAACAAAAGAAAUCCGAUUUACUGCAAAAGGCGAUCGACGUUCCAGAGAUUAAAAUUAAUCUCUUACCAACGACAACCAAGACUACUUCCUCAAUUCUUAACAAGCUAUUGCCUCACGAAUCUCUGAAGAAAGAUGAACUUUCAUUGGGUAUUAAACGAGUUACAUUACUGCCGCCAAUUCCACCGUUUAAUAAUUUCAUAUUUAUGCAACAAGAUAAAUCUGAUGAUAAAACAGAAGAUGUGCAAAGAGCUGAAAUGAUUGAAAUUGAAGUGCCUAUGAUAGGAAAAGAAUAUCAAAGGAGAAUGAGAGAGAGGGCUGACGUUGAUAUAGAAGAUACAAUUACGAAUAAUGCAAUAGCAGAUUCUAAUAAUAAUUAUGUAGAAAUUAAUAUGAUGCCAACAACUUCUACAACGGUGCCUGACACUACCGAGCAAUCAACUUUCAUUCCUGACUUUCAAACCUUCAGAAACAGUGAAACAAAUCCUAAGAGCUAUCACCAAACUUCAUCAUCAUCUUACAGCACCAUCAAUGAUGUAUCGUCUUACAGUACAUUAACUACUACUGACAGCAUUGAAGAUAUGCAUGCAAUAGAAAGCAAGUUAAUGGAUCAAUAUCAUUCAAGUCACAACAGCGAAGAAAAUGUUGAUGAGAGUUUGAUUGACAAAUUAACAUUUGAGAUUCAGGAAGCACAUACCGAUGAGCCAAUCUACACCAGCACGCAUAAGAAACUUCAGCAAAAGUUUCCCUUCAAUGUGAAGGUUGUUGUUAACAAUGAAGAUCAAAAGACAAGCUGUAAAAAUAAGCAGUCAUGCAGUCAAGUGAACUUUUCGAAGAAACCUCUCGACAUUGACCAAGAAUACUAUAAAGAUGACUCUGACGAAGAUAUAUUUUUUAAAAAUGAACUAGAUAUGUACAAUGAGAAGCCCAAUCAACUAAAAUCACGCCGUGCUGCAGAUGAUGGAUUUUAUAGUCCAUUCAAUCCAUUAAAUACAUUCAAUGGUUUUUCCUUGACACCAGCCCCUCGAUUUAGUGGAAUUAAUAAUAAUUUUAGGAUGCCAAAUAUGCCAGUUAUGAACAGAAAGCCAUCGUUUCUUGAAAGGUUAGAAAACGAAUCAAGUUUAGAGAAAUCCGAAAGAGUUAACAAAGACCUGAAUAAUUUGAUGAAAUUCGUCGCAGUAUGGGCUCAUGUGGAUAAAUUUGUGUCUGAGAGAGCACGCACCGCCAUCAAAAAAUUGGCAUAUAUGACUGAUGAGGAUUAUGUAGAUAAUUUCAUAGUCGGAUCUCGGAAAAGAGUUGACAACAAUCUUAACACUAUUGCCAAAAAUGCGGAUGAACCUUUUACAUGACUAAAGGCGAAUGAAAUGAUAUUUAGACGAAAUAUAGCCAAAAGUAUUUUUAAGACAUCUGUCAAUUUUAGACAAUUAAAUGUUAAGUUUAUGAAAAAUAUGUUUUUGCAAUAUUUGGAAGCUGUAGUUGAAAAUUAAUAAAAUCAAUCCAUAAAAGCUCAAACUUU
Molecule: messenger RNA, 1628 nt
Organism: Chironomus riparius
Lineage: Eukaryota; Metazoa; Arthropoda; Insecta; Diptera; Chironomidae
Source: the annotation of a GenBank genome assembly